Messenger RNA from Ipomoea triloba (trilobed morning glory), 870 nucleotides. RefSeq lists its product as uncharacterized. The record is from RefSeq and is a predicted model, not a curated record. Gene Ontology annotation, biological process: root development; shoot system development. The transcript has a single exon. The coding region runs from base 1 to 870 and encodes 289 amino acids. Lineage: Eukaryota; Viridiplantae; Streptophyta; Magnoliopsida; Solanales; Convolvulaceae.
AUGGCUGAUGAUUCAUCUGCAAAACUUGGAUUUCAGAUUCAUGCCAGAUCCAUUAGCUUGCCUUCCCGCCCAAACCCUAAUUCUUUCAACAUUCCCAACAACCUCAUCAAAACCUUAAAAUUUCCCUUUUCAGAUUCUUUUAACUCACAAACCAUUCAAUCUAAUGUUCUGCAACUUGCAGAACAUUACAACACUGUACAGUGUCUCCUCGAAUCAGAAAAUGCAAGAAAACCUUUCGUCAGGCACGAAAACAGGGCGAUAGUGGACGAGGCACUCGAGGUUUCAGUCGGGCUGCUAGACUCGUGUGGCGCCAUUCGAGAGCUAUACUCUGCAAUGAAGGAAAAUUUACAGAAUCUUCAAUCCGGGCUGCGAAGAAAAGGCGACGAUGAUGCAAUUAUUAGCAGUUAUCUUAGGUUCAGGAAGAAGGUUAAGAAGGAGGUGAUAAAGGGCAUCAAAGCACUAAAACAAAUGGAGAACAAAGAACAAUUGUUUUUACAUAGAAACAAUAACAUAAAAGACCAUACUAUGAUGUUGAAAAGAGUGUCUGUGUUUAGUAUAUCUGUGCUUGGGUCCUUUUUAUCCUUUUUAUCAUCUUCAAAGGGAAAUAGCAGGCGUUGGACACCGUUGAUUAUCUCCAAGCUGACAAAAUCAACGGCUGCUAGGGUAGACACUACAGAGAUGUGCAUGAAUGAAGUGGAGUGUGUAGAUUUUGGUCUGAAAUCUCAUACGAAGAGCAGAAAGUUUAAGGUUGAUAGGCAAAUGUUAGAGGCAGUUCAUGGGAGGAUUGAAGAAAUUGAAUCUGAGAUUCAUUCCCUUCAGAGACUAUUGAUUCAGCACAGAGUUGUCCUUCUUAACAUCCUUACUCCUUGA